AAAAGAGAGUAUCAUGAAUAAAAUAAUAAUAUUAGAUGAAUGAGUGAGCUUUACUUUUUCUUUACAGCUAAUCCCAUCCAAUCCGCAAUCCGCAAACAGAAGAACCGGCCGUUACAAAUAAUUAAAGCGCCAUUGAUAUUAUUCUCUUAGGUCCAAUUCUUCCAUACUUCAAUAUUCAAUCGAAAUCAUUUUUUGUUUGAUAAGAAAAAAGAAAAAAAGAAAAAAAGAAAAAAAUGAAUCGGCCCAAGGAGACGGCGGAGAACGGCGGUGGUGGUGGAUUGGGCAAGUGUGAGAAGCUGGACCAGGUGGCGAUGUGGGUUGGAACGAGCCUAGCGACGGCCUUCUUUGCUUCUCUGGAGAGGUGCAACUGCAUCAACCUCUCCACUUAUGAUGAAGAAGAUGAUGAUGACGAAGAGGCCUACCAUCGCCCUCUUAUGCUCACGCAACAUCCUUCUUUCACCGCUGAUUCCGAUCCCGAUCCACUACCGGAACACCACCACCACCACCACCGCCCCUGAUGAUGAUAAGUGUCAACCUCCCUACAUACAUGAUAUACCAAAGUAUAACUUUUGUGAUGCACAAUACAUUAUCUUGGAAAUAUUUUGUAUGUACCUACCACUAGCAUUUGUUUUUGAGGGUUUUCUUUCAAGGUGAUUAGUGCCAGUUUGAAUUUGGGUGACUUUUUUUUUGUUUUUUUCCCGCACAUAUGCAUUAGUUCUAAAAUGCAGAUCAACUGGUAUACUAUGUAUGUAUUUAUGAAUCGGUGUGGCUUGGACAAUCAAUGACUUGAGUGGAAAAAACAACAAAAUGAAUGACAUUUUGAUAUUCCACUUAUGAAUGUUGUAAUAACUAAUCAAACUGUUUGAGACAAUUACUGUGAUUAAUUAUAAAAAAAAAUAGACUAAGGAUUCA
Erythranthe guttata (spotted monkey flower) is the source of this 912-nucleotide messenger RNA. The record is from RefSeq and is a predicted model, not a curated record. Lineage: Eukaryota; Viridiplantae; Streptophyta; Magnoliopsida; Lamiales; Phrymaceae.